AAUUAUUAUCAUUUUCGGUUGGGUUUCUUGGCUUUUCUUGGGCGUCAUGCGAAUGCCCUAAAUUUUCAACGGCGCACGGUUGCUCCGCAGCACGCAUUGAUGAAAUGGCCGCCGACCUCCUCCCUCUCUCCUCUCCGCGGCGGGUGCUGCUCCAAGCCCGUCUCUAUCUCUAUCGACGCUCCCUCUCUACCAACUUAGCCUCGCCUCCUGACGACUCACCGACGAAGGACGAAGAAGAAAUCAAAGAGGGGCGGGGAGUGGAGAAGGGGAGAUGGCUCGCGCUGCCCCCGUUCGCCGCUCCUCCCGUCGACCCCUCUUCCCUCGCCAAGAAGAUGAUGUUCUGUGGGGGCGGAUACCCCGCCGGAUGCAGCGGCGAUGACUACACUACGACGGCUCUCAAGUGGGUUCGGCGCUGCUGCCCCGACCUGCCUGCAACCCUCGUGCACAAGCUCUUCCGGCUCAGGCAGGAGGUUAUGUGUAUUCAUCGGCACGUAAGUGUGCCACGUGUCGGCGCGGAAGCAUACCUAUGCAGUACAGUGCCAGGCAGACAACAGCAUGCUCCUGUGCCACGUCACUUUAAUUCUUGCUUUCACGAGAGUUGGCAUCAUAAGGUUCGGAAGAAUGUGGCAAGUUCCACUAUUUCUUAUAUGGAUUCCCAUGCUGAGAAGAUGCAGUCAAAAAGAGUUUCAGCAAAAAAUGCAAUGAUGCCUGGAGAUGUGAUCCUUUUACCUGCUACUGUUCAAAAGUCUAUUGUUGGGAAGUUCGAUGAUGCUAGUGGUGAAGAUGACAUGAAAUACAUGCGCAGCAUUGAAUUGUACCGGGACACAACCAUCAUCGUUCUCAAUAAACCCCCAAGCAUGCCUGUGCAAGGUGGCAUUGGCAUUAAAUACAGCAUUGAUGCUUUAGCUUCCAUUUCGUUGAAAUAUGAAUAUGCGGAGUCACCUCGCUUGGUAAGUCUAAAGCUUGAUAGAGAUAGUAGUGGUGUUCUUGUGCUGGCUAGAAAUCAAUUUUGCGCUUCAAUACUUCAUUCCCUUUUCCGGGAAAAAACUACUGGAGCUUCAUUUAAUGAUAUUAAGAGUGCUAGUAGAGUACUUCAAAGAAAGUAUUUGGCACUUGUUAUUGGAAUUCCAAGACAUAGCAAAGGUCUAAUAUCGGCUCCACUUGCAAAGGUCAUACAAGAAGAUGGCAAAGCCGAGCGAAUAACUAUAGCUGAUGAUAUGAAAUCUGCGUCUGCACAGCAUGCUUUGACGGAGUACAAAGUGAUUGAAUCUUUCCCUCAUGGUUACACAUGGCUAGAACUUUGCCCACUAACUGGAAGGAAGCAUCAGCUCCGAGUCCACUGUGCGGAGGUUCUACGAACACCAAUUGUUGGGGACUACAAAUAUGGGUGGAAGUCACACCGGAGAUGGAAACCUGUGCCUUUUCCGCCAACGAUCGAUGUCGAGAAAUUUCCCAGGAAUAAGCUUCCCUUCGGGCUCAAGUCUGGUGGUGGGAGUAUAGCGGAGAAGCAGCCGUGGUUACAUCUGCAUUGCAAGCAGAUGACUCUGCCGAAUAUAUCCGCUGCUUUGGAGCACCCGCAGUCAUUGAACGAUGAUGACCGCCACUUGUCAAAGCUUGAGAAGCUCAGCUUUGUCGCACCCUUGCCAACGCACAUGCAACAGAGUUGGGAUAUUUUGAGUUCUUGAUCCUGAUUAAAUGGAAGGAUGAAUAUCCAUGCAUGUGUUUUUCCUUUUGCGGCGGCUUUCUUUUCACCACUACUAGCGUAGGGAUGCGGAUCACACAAUGAUUGAUUAUAAUAUAUUUUAGGGUGUGUUUGAGAG
This is a messenger RNA of Ananas comosus (pineapple), 1820 nucleotides long. RefSeq names its product RNA pseudouridine synthase 4, mitochondrial-like. The coding region runs from base 105 to 1685 and encodes 526 amino acids. Gene Ontology annotation, molecular function: RNA binding; pseudouridine synthase activity. The transcript is spliced from 11 exons. Gene Ontology annotation, biological process: pseudouridine synthesis. NCBI's taxonomy places the organism in Eukaryota, Viridiplantae, Streptophyta, Magnoliopsida, Poales, Bromeliaceae. The record is from RefSeq and is a predicted model, not a curated record.